Delphinapterus leucas (beluga whale) is the source of this 1537-nucleotide messenger RNA. The record is from RefSeq and is a predicted model, not a curated record. NCBI's taxonomy places the organism in Eukaryota, Metazoa, Chordata, Mammalia, Artiodactyla, Monodontidae.
CCCACUUCCCCAGGCUAUUCUGAGGGCACCGGUCUGAUCUUGGUUAGCUUCUCUGGUGAAAGAAACAUCAGGAUUGCAUCAGGGUCCAGGAGGAGGAGGCUGGGUUGUUUGGUGUAUGAGUGCCUGGGCUGGGAUUUGUGAGCAGGUUGGUCUGAAGCUCCCACACCAGGACUCCUGUGUCCUUGAGGAGAACGCUUGGAUCAUGCAGCACUUGUUUUCUUAAUGACCAAGGAACCUCGGUGUCUGACCCCCAGAAACCCAGAAAGUCAGGUGAGAUGCAGAAACGCCAGAGGAACCUCAGUGUCUGACCCGCAGAAACCCAGAAAGUCAGGUGAGAUGCAGAAACGCCAGUUGUGGGACACCUGCAUCAGUCAGGCAGAGAGGUGGAUCCCAGCCCCCUUCCCGCUCAGACUCAGGAGUCCAGGCCCCCAGCCCCCUCCUCCCUCAGACCCAAGAGCUGAACCCCCAGCCUCCUGCUUCUUCAGACCCACGAGUCUGAAACCCCAGCUCCCUCCUGCCUCAGACCAAAUGGGCUGGGCCCCAAGCCCCUUUCACUCAGGUCCCACUUCAUCACAUUUCUAUCCCCCUGAUGCCUCAGACCCAGGAGCCCAGGGCCUCAGCUGGAAGGACCCCUGAUUGCAUCAUCCGUUCAGGCUGACCUGGCCACCGUGGAAUUCUAGCAUCUGCCAUAUUUGGGUGUCCUGUCAGCUGUGAAUCUACGUGCGAGAGGACCCAGGCAUUUCAGCUACCAGAGAAGCCGUCGUGAAUCUGCUCUCCCCGACAGCCAGGCUCUGAAACAGAAUCUAGACCAUUCAGGUCUUCAAAGCCCAGACCCCAUACCUCACUUGAGGACGUGAACCAUUGAUGGGCUGGGACAAGACCAAAUUCGAGCACCUGGGACUGUGGGUCCCUGUGCUAGCUGUCCUGCUGGGACCCUGCCAGGCACAUCCCAUUCCUGACUCCAGCCCCCUCCUCCAAUUUGGGGGCCAAGUCCGCCAGCGAUACCUCUACACGGAUGACGCCCAGGAGACGGAGGCCCACCUGGAGAUCAGGGCUGAUGGCACAGUGGUGGGGACGGCCCGCCGGAGCCCCGAAAGUCUUCUGGAGCUGAAAGCCCUGAAGCCAGGGGUCAUUCAAAUCUUGGGAGUUAAAACAUCCAGGUUCUUGUGCCAGGGGCCAGAGGGGAGGCUGUAUGGAUCGCUCCACUUCAACCCCCAGGCCUGUAGCUUCCGGGAGCUGCUUCUUGAGGAUGGAUACAACGUUUACCAGUCUGAGGCUCUUGGCAUUCCCCUCCGCCUGCCCCCGCACCGCUCCUCCAACUGGGACCUGGCCCCCCGGGGACCUGCUCGCUUCCUGCCGCUGCCAGGCUUCCUCCCGCCACCCCUGGAGCCUCCAGGGAUCUUGGCCCCCGAGCCUCCCAACGUGGGCUCCUCGGACCCCUUGAGCAUGGUGGGACCUUCACAUGGCCGAAGCCCCAGCUACACUUCCUGAAGCCACAGGCUGUUUAUUACUGAGUCUCCUCUUUAUUUAUCGUAUU